Chlamydomonas reinhardtii is the source of this 5448-nucleotide messenger RNA. RefSeq lists its product as uncharacterized. The transcript has 22 exons. The record is from RefSeq and is a predicted model, not a curated record. Lineage: Eukaryota; Viridiplantae; Chlorophyta; Chlorophyceae; Chlamydomonadales; Chlamydomonadaceae. Bases 174 to 5414 code for a protein of 1746 amino acids.
CCAUUUUGAGCAUACCAACUGCGUGCAGUUUGCAAGAUGUCAGAUAGAGACAGCUUCGCCUCUCGCAACCUUUCUAACGAACCCUAAAAGAAAAUGGAGAACUGUCAAACUGCAGAAUGAAGGGUUAGAUGUAAGCUAGGGCCUCGCGCAGGACUGCGGACGAGCCCGUCAACAUGCCGGGAACGAGUGCCAAAAACAAGUUUCUGACUGGCACUGGCGAUCGCACUGUCGAUGGCUGGGUGUCGCAAGCGCAAGGGGCGGCCUUUGGCCAGCCCUUCAAGUUUGGCGCAGACUUCACGUUCACGCGGAAGGCGCCAACCUACUUGACAGACAUGCAGCUCCACACCCUGGCGUAUCUGGAUCCAGCCGCCGCCAGCCGGCAGCGCUCCAUGCGCGACCCGCGAGCGGCGCCCACCGUUGCUACAACCGUGGUCCGCCACGGCGGCGGCUCCUCCCUGGAUGGCAGCGCCGCCACGGGCGUGGGAGGCAGCACCCGCGCAGCUGCAGCUGCACCGGCGGCAGCAGCUGGACGCCAGCAGCAGCAGCAGCAGCAGCUGCAGGCGGAAGGGGCACCCCACCUAGUGGUGGCACGCCACCCCAGCGGCUACUACAGCCACGGCAACACCCAAAACCUGCCGCCAGGCGGCGGCAUGGGGGGCGGGACGGGGAGAGGCAGCGAAACGCUCACCCUAGCCGCGGGGGCGAUGACCGGCAUGGCGCCGCCGCCGCCGCCACCGCGCGGCGCCACCGUCAGCCGCGCCCCGGUGGUGCUGCCGCACGGCGGCCGCGUCACCAAGGCCACAGGGCUGGUGCUGCGGGAGUGGGGCUCGCUGUACCCGCAGGCCUGGGCGGACACGACGGCACCGCCGCCGCCGCUUCUGGAGGGCAUGGUGGUGGUGGAGCGGCAGGACCCGGCAGACAAGCGGCGAGCAAGUGCGAGUACGCGGCCGCGGCGCCCCGAGGGCCACGUCAAGGGCUGCCGCUGCCACGAGUGCCUGGCGGUCACCGCCGCACUGGCGGCCAUGGCCGCAUCCAGCCGCCGCUCCGGCUCCGGCUCCCGCGGCAACGGCGCCGGCGGCAACGGCAGCGGCAGCAUCUUCCUGGAUGAGGAGGGGGUUGAGGAGGACGACACGCCGGGCCCGGGGCAGUACGAGGUGACAAAGGUUGGCGGUGUGGGGAGGAGCGGCCCCGCCUUCACCAUGCGAGGCCGCACCGCGCCGUCAGGCGCCGCGCUGGCGGAUGCGGAGGCCGCCAAGAUGCCGGGCCCUGGCGCCUACGACGUGCCCCGGCCGGUGGCGGAGGGCCCGGCCUUCACGCUCAAGGGGCGGCCCAAGGGCCCCAGCACCCUGCCCGACGACCUGCCCGGGCCGGGCGAGUACUACGUGGAGACACAGACGCGCGACGGGCCAGCGUUCACGCUGGCUGGCAAGCCGAAGCGCAAGCUGGAGACGGACGCCCCCGGCCCCGGCGCCUACGUGGUGUCAGAGCCCGUCCACACAGGCCCUGCGCACACCAUUGCCGGCCGCCCCAAGCCCCGGGCGCCGGAGCAGCUGCCUGGGCCCCAGGACUACCAGCAGGUGCUGUCGCCGGGGCGGGAGGGGCCCGCCUUCACCAUUGGCGGCAGGCUGGACCAAAAGGCGACCACCGAUGCACCCGCUCCCGGAGACUACGACCUGCCAAACGCCUGGAGGACGGGCCCCGCGGUCACAUUCGCCGGCAAGCCCGCUCCGCGCGCCGACCCCGAGCCGGUGCCUGGUCCGGGCCAGUACUACGUGCCGCCGCGCCCCGGCCAGGACCUGCCGGCCUUCAGCUUCGGAGUCAAGCCGGCCGAGCAGCAGCCCGACGACCUGCCCGGACCGGGAGCGUACUACAAGCCGCUGGGCUCGCCCGGUCCCGCCUUCACGCUGGCAGGCCGCCCCGCCGAGCCGCAGCCCGACCCGGUGCCGGGCCCCGGCGCCUACGACCCCGAGCACCCCGCGUCGCCCGGCCGCGAGGGCCCCGCCUACACCUUUGGCGCCAGGCCGCCCGAGCACUCGCCGCCCGCCAGCCCCGGCCCCGGCACGUACCGGCCCGAGGGCGCGGCCUCACCCACCGGCCCCGCCUACACCAUGGCUACGCGCCCGCUCGACCGCGAGGCGCCCGACUCGCCCGGCCCCGGCGCGUACGAGCCCCAGGACCCCACGCUGGCGCCCGGGCCGGCCUUCACCAUGGGCACUCGGCCUGUGGAGCGGGACCCGCGCCAGGACCUGCCCGCGCCCGGCGACUACCAGCCCGAGGGGGCGCCGGGGUCGCCCUCCGGGCCCGCAUACACCAUGCGCGGCAGGCCGCUGGAGGAGCGGGCGCCCGACUCGCCUGGCCCUGGGCAGUACGCCUCGCCGGCGCCACCGCGUGGCCCGGCCUUCACAAUGGCCGGCCGCCCCGCGCCGCCCGACCCCGAGUCCCCGACCGCCCACAGCCCCGGGCCCGGGGAGUACGACGUCGCCUCGCCGGCGCCGGCAGGCCCCGCCUUCACGCUCGGCGGCAGGCCGCAGGAGCGCGAGGCGCCCGCAUCGCCCGGGCCUGGCGAGUACAGCCGGCCGGCCAGCCCCAGUGGGCCCGCCUACAGCAUGCGUGGCAAGCCCGUGGAGCCCGCCCCGGACCUGCCCUUCGUCGGGCCGGGCGCCUACGACCCCGAGAGGCCGCUGCCGGACGCGCCCGCCUACACCCUGCGUGGCCGCCCGCGCGACCCCGAGCGCCCGCCCUCGCCUGGCCCCGGCGAGUACGAGCGCACCGACGACGACCGCGGCCCCGCCUGGACCAUGGGCGCGCGGCCGCCCGACCCCCGGGAGGCGGACGACGGCCGGCCCGCACCCGGCGAGUACGACCUGCCCGCGUCUCCCACCGGCCCGGCCUACACCAUGCGGCCGCGGCCGCCGGAGCCGCGCAACGAGGCUAACCCCGGCCCGGGCGAGUACGCCUCGCCGGCGCCGCCCUCGGGCCCGGCCUACACCAUGCGGCCUCGGCCGCCCUCGCCGGAGCGGCCGCCGUCGCCUGGCCCCGCCGACUACCAGCGCCCGGCCGGCCCCACCGGCCCCGCCUACACCAUCAAGGGCAGGCACGAGGAGUGCAAGGUGUACGACAUUGUGGAUGACCCUGACAUACCCGGGCCCGGCUUCUACGGCAACCCCGACCCCGACCCCAUGGGCCGCUCCGGCCCCGCCUACACCAUGCGCCCGCGCUACCAGCAGCGCCCGCCCGCCGACCUGCCCGGGCCCGGUGACUACGUGGCGCCCAGCGGGCCCGCCGGCCCCGCCUUCACCAUCGCGCCGCGCUACCCCGCCUCACCCAGCGGCGGCAAGGAGGACAAGCCGGGGCCAGGUGCCUACGCGCCGCCUGUGCGGCCGGAUGGACCCGCCUACACCAUCGCGCCAAGGGUGGCGGACCCGGCGCCCGACCCAACGCCGGCGCCUGGGGAGUACGGAAGCCCUGGCGGGGGCCCUUCCGGCCCGGCCUGGUCUCUGGGCCAGCGCCUGACCGACCCCGACCCCGACACCGCCGGACUGGGGCCCGGCGAGUACUACAGUCCCGGCUCGCCCAGUGGGCCCGCCUACACCAUGGGGGCCAAGUUCAAGAGCAGGCGUCGGAAGAAGCGCACUGGGCCGGACCCCGGGCAGUACUUCAAGAUGCCGCCGCCGUCUGGCCCGGCCUGGACGCUGGGGCCGCGCUCUGCAGGACCCUCGCCGGACCGGCCGGACGUCGGGCCAGGCGACUACGACGACAACCGGGACUUGCACUCCGGCCCGGCCUGGACGCUGCGCCCGCGGCACGCCUCGCCAACGCCCGACCCCGUGCCCGGCCCCGGCAACUACAACGACAACAAGCCGUUCCCCAACCCGCUUGGCACGGUCAUUUCUCGGCCCCGCGCCGUCGGCGAGCGCGACGGCGUGUAUCUGACCGACUUUGGCGACCCGCACGCGCCCACCAUGUCGCCCAUUGUGUCGCCCGGGCGGCCGGGGCGCAAGGUCACCUUCACAGCCGACACCAUGUUCAGGGACUCCAUGGACAUGACGUACGGCGGCCGCGUGCGCCCAGAGGAACCCACCGUGUCGGGCCGCGGCGGCGCCAUGGUGCCGCCGCCACGUGGCGCGCCGCCGGUGCCCGUCCUGCCGCCACCGCCACCCCGCGAGUCAGGCGUCUCCGCCGGGACCUCAUACCCCCACUACCCUCCCCGGCAAGCGGCGCACGCCGGCGAGCUGGGCGACGUUGACGCGGCGGGGCAGAGGGUGCGCGGCGGCCGCGCGGUGUCUCGUGAGCGCCCGCAGCGAGGCGCAGCGGCCCGGCCCAGCGCCACAGCCACGGACGCGCGCGAGGCAGCGGUGGAGCGGGCUAUGGCGCUGCUGCGUCAGGACGCCCUGCAGCAGCGCUACCUGCUGCACGCCGGAGGGCCGCCGGAGGGCGGCCAGUGGGAGUCAAUGAUCCUCGCAAGGGGCGCGCCGGCCGCUGCUUUCACGCAGCAGGAAGGGCUCGCGGUGGGCAACGUGAGCCCUGGCCGGCACCGGCCUGCAGCAGUGGCGGGGCAGCAGCGGGCGCCGUCCGCGGGGCGGCAGCGCUCCAACAAAGGCGUCCAGCAACAGCUGCAGCAGCAUCGCCCUGCAGGACAGGGUGUCUCGGACACCUCUGGCGGCUUUCCUUUCCAGCGGCCGGUCACGCACGCUCAACAGCAGCUGUACGUGGCCGGCCUGCAGGCGCACCGCGCGGCGGGGCCGGCAGUGGAAGCGCACAUCCCGGAGCCGCCCGCGCCGCCGCCCAUCCCGGCCACCGCCGCGGAGAGAGAGGCGGCAGCGGCGGCGCAGCGGGUCGCAGGGCGGGCGGCGCUGCAGCUGGCGGCGGUGGAGGGGCGCAGGGCCGAGGGUCUGGGCGGGCCGCCGGCGAUGACGCAAGGGCCACUUGGCGUGCCGGUGGCUCGGGCGCGGCGGCGGCUGGAGAUGGGCGGCCCCGGCGGUCCCUCCGUUGUGGGGCUGUCGCCGCGCGAGGCCGCGCUUGCUCGUGCGGCGGCGUACAUGGGUCGGCGCGCGGGCGGCGGCGGCGGGCUGGUGGUGGGCGGCACGGAGCUGGUGGCGGGGGCGGGCGCCUACGACGCAGCGGCGGCGGCAGGACGCGAGGCGGCGGCGGCGGCAGCGGUGGUGCGGCCCUCAGUGGCGGUACAGGCGGCGCCGGAGCAGGCGCCGCGCAACCCCAAGGUCAUGACAGCACCGGCGGGGCGGCUGAUGAUGGGUGCUGCUGGCGGCGGCGGCGGCAGUCGCCCUGGCACCAGCACAUCGGGGGCGCCCAGCACCACCACGGCGACGUCGCUGAGCUCCAGGAGCACCAGCACCACCAACAGGCCGAGGGGCGGGGCAGCGGCGGUGCGCCCGCCUGGCAGGACGGGUCGGUAGCUGUCGCAGGAGGAGGCUUGUUGGGACUAGAUAC